Messenger RNA from Paramormyrops kingsleyae, 3110 nucleotides. RefSeq names its product nocturnin-like. Lineage: Eukaryota; Metazoa; Chordata; Actinopteri; Osteoglossiformes; Mormyridae. Gene Ontology annotation, biological process: circadian rhythm. The record is from RefSeq and is a predicted model, not a curated record. Gene Ontology annotation, molecular function: poly(A)-specific ribonuclease activity.
UGUCUGGUCUUCUCAAAGCUCAUUUCAUUCCAACCCCAAACUAAAUCUUUGUUUAAGGAUGUGUUUGGAGAUUGUUGCCAUAGCAAUAGGCAUGCGCCAGUGCAUAAAGACUGAAAAGCGGUAAAGUUAUCUUCUGCUUUGCUGAGGUUGACUGUGACAUGGGAACUAUGUUCUGGGUUUUGUACUGGGUCUUCUGAAUAAAGUUCUACCUUAAUCAUCAUGGGCUGAUGCUGAGGUCAGGUCAGGUGUUGAGGACAGUAUGGAAAAAAAAUGUAAAUAAGAUGAAAGGAUCUUAUCACUGAUAUUUUUAUGUUUUCUGUACCUCUAAGAUCUGUUUUUAUAUUUAUUUGGGAUCAGUAUGAAAUGUUUAACUUUUGUUAGCCAAACAGUUUCCUGGCAAAAUUUGUAUGCCAGGUUUGUUUGUGUUUAGAUAAGAUUUUGGUUUGUAAACUGUCAGAAAAUAUCUCCCAGCCACUUAUCCUGGUCCAGAGCAUGUUAAAUAAAAAUGCCUUGAACAUAAAUUUGUAGCUGGGAGAGUAAAAUUAGGGUUGUUAUAGGUGUGCUGGCAAACAGCAUGCGUGUACGUCAGUGGGCAGCAGGUGGCGCCCUGCAGAGUCACACUCACCGAUGACCUUGUACAGCCGCUGACAUUUUGCUUACUCUGCCCAAUCAGAGAGCGCCAGCCUUUAUCUGGGUGUGUCUGUUGAAGGCUUCACGUUUACAAAGUCACACUGGUUGCCGACGGACACCCUCGGCCUCCAAUCUUGGAGCAGAGCAAACCGAUAUUUGCGUAAUCUCGCCUGCAGCUGAACACGGGCUCCUUGUUUAACGUGGGUUCCAUGGGAAGCAGCACCAGCAGGCUGUACAGUGCCCUCGCCCAGCCGGAGCAGCCGGCGCCGUCCGAUGGGGGCGACGCGGACGACGUGCUGCGGGAGUGCGAGCAGGCGCUGCGCGGCCGCCCCCCCCGGCUGCACCGCCGCUUCAUCACCGUCCAGCCUGAAGCCCCACAGCACCACUCCAUCCGCGUCAUGCAGUGGAACAUUCUGGCCCAAGCCCUCGGCGAAGGCAAGGACAGCUUUGUGCGCUGCCCACCCGACGCUCUGAUCUGGGCGGAGCGCAAGUACCUCAUCCUGGAAGAGAUCCUAACAUACCGGCCGGACAUCGUGUGCCUGCAGGAGGUCGACCAUUACUUCGACACCUUCCAGCCAGUACUGGGCAGACUGGGAUACCACUGCACCUUCCAGCCCAAGCCACGCUCGCCCUGCCUGGACGUGGAGCACAACAACGGCCCCGACGGCUGCUCCCUCUUCGUCCGCCGCGACCGCUUCGAGCUGGCGGGAAGCGUGGGGUUGCAGUUGGCUGCCUCAGCGCUCGACACCAACCAGGUGGCCAUCAUGCAGACGCUGCGGUGCCGAGCGACGGGCCGCCGCCUGUGUGUGGCCGUCACGCACCUGAAGGCCUGCUGCGGCUGGGAGCGUCUGCGCAGCGCCCAGGGAGCCCACCUACUGCAGGCGCUGGAGGAGACGGCCCAGGGCACCAGCGUGCCGCUGCUGGUCUGCGGCGACUUCAACGCCGAGCCCUGCGAGGACGUCUACCGCCGCUUCGCCACGUCCGGCCUCAACCUGGACAGCGCCUGCAAGCUGUUGAGCGCAGACGGGCAGACGGAGCCGCCCUACACGACCUGGAAGAUCCGGCCCUCCGGCGAGGUCUGCCACACGCUCGACUACAUCUGGUACUCGCGGCACGCCCUGCGUGUGGACUCCGUCCUGGAUCUCCCCACGGAGGCGCAGAUCGGACCAAACCGCCUGCCUUCCUACAGCUACCCGUCGGACCACCUGUCCCUGGUGUGUGACGUCAGCUUCCGGGAAGAACCCGACCGGCUACUGUAGGUCCCUAAGGACCGGGUCGGAGAACCCGGCCGAACUAUUUAUUACCUUCAAACUGCACAAGUCGACCAAAACUAACUUAUUUCUUUUUUUUAUUCGUUGAAAGCUGUUUUGUUUGUGCUGCUCUGAAGUCUUAGUAGAGUGGGGCCCAAGGCUUGUCACUGAAAAGGUCUCAGUUAUUGUGUUGCCAUUUCAGACCUGAUCCUCUUACUGUCAGAACAGUUAAUCCAGUCAGCCAAUAAUGAAACAGCGGUCUCCGGUCCUGGGGACCCACUGUUAUUGGCUGAUUGACAGACCAUCCUGAAAAAACUGCACCCACACCGACCCCCCAUGCUACAGCUUCCCCACCGCUGAUCUAAAGUAACAGGACUGUUUGAGUUUUUGUGCCUUUAUUUUUUUAUCUUAAAAAUUGUUUGUUACAGGUUUUUAUGCAUUGAAGGUGAAAUGCUCUGCAAAUGCUGCAUAACUGGGGUGUGAAUGAAAUAUAUCGCCCCCUGUAACAGGGCCGCCUUUGAUCGUUUUCCUUCACUGUGCUGUUAGGGUAUACUGUAGGAGAGGCUUGGGUAACCCCCUAUUCUGGAGUGCCGUAUUCAGCAAGUUGACGACGAACCGCACCUGAAAACCUGCUGGAUACUGUCACUCCAGGAUCAGAGAAGGCCGGACUGACCGCAGGUCUCUCCUUUGUGGGGUCGGGGUAGAGUAAGCGCACCUGGGAUGUUGGUCGGUAGAUGCGGGACCCAAAGCAGCUGUGGGACCCAAAGCAGCUGUGGCCGUGUGCCAUCAUACUAACCUGUGUUAUAAACUGUCAAAUUUCUAACUGAACAUUUUGUGAAUGCGAUUCCAUGAUAUGCAAAUUCAGCUGCCAUGUGUUGUUCUAGUUCAUUGCAGCUGAAUCCUUAACUUAUUCUGCAUAGACCAGCGGUGGCCAAUCUUAUCCGCAAAGGGCCGGUGUGGAUGCAGGUUUUUGGGAUAACCUGUAGGUCAGCUGUCCAAACCCAGGUGCGAGGACUCUUCAGCCAAUCAGUCCUCUAAUUAGUAAUCUAAUUAGGGAGUUGCAACGAAAACCCGCAUACACACCGUCCUUUUGCGGAUAAGAUAAGCCACCCCUGGCACAGACUUAUGGGUAAUCCUGUUCCCUCGUGGCAAGGGACUGUUACAUGCGUAAGUGCAAUAGUGGUGUUACUUUUCGCUUCCCGAUAAUAAAAUGUUAUGCUUAAUACUGCC